GUGAGUAAAACAGUGUAAAAGUCUGACAUUAUGUACUGGCGCUGGAUCUUUAGACCGGGAUUAUGGAGAAUUAUUAUUCUGUUAGCAUAUAACGAUGUGACCGUAUCAGGCUAACGUCUUCUAGGGCAGCAGGAUAAACAUGGCCUCUAUUUGUGCACAGCUGUGUCUAAGAGGCACGGGUCCUCUUUACUCUAAGACAGUGAGCAAUACCUGGCAGUAUUACACUCAAGUUCAACAGUGGAUGAAGUUGACAAGAGUACCAACCAAAGUUAGUAAUGGAUUAUCGAUCAGGGAAAACCACACAGCUCUGGCAAGAUUGAGUUGGAAACAACAGAUUUGCUUCUACAGUGACUCAACAGCUACUACUCAACAUCUGACAACUGAGGCAAAGGAAGGCAACUAUACAGAGGAGUUGUCAAGAACUGAUGUUGCACGCAAGACCCAACUAUUGCCAACCAGAGAUGCUGUACCCGUUACUGAACAUCACAUAUUAGAUUUGGAUGCUGUGGCUCAACCUUCAGCAUUAGAAGAGAUCAGCGAUGAAGAGGCUGUCAGUAUAUCUGUUCCCUCUGGCAUCCCUCCAGCCUCCACCACUCUUAGAGAUUAUGUUGACAAGUCUGAGACACUUGGCAAGCUGGUACAACUAGGGGUGAACCUGUGGAAGCUGGAACAAAGGCCUAAUGUAGGCUCCAUGCUGCUGAGACUGAACUUCAAUGCAGAUGUGGCCCCACGGUUACUGUUUCUCAAAGACAUUGGCAUUGAGGAUUCUCGCUUCGGCUAUAUUAUCUCACACAACCCAUUCAUUCUCACUGAGAGUUUAGAAAACCUACAGUCCAGGGUAAACUACCUCAAGUCAAAAAAGUUCAGUUCAGAGACGGUCGCAUCCAUGGUGUCCAGAGCACCUUAUCUGCUCAACUUCAGCGUGAAGAGGCUGGAUAACAGAUUGGGUUUUUAUCAGCAGCAAUUGAACCUCAGUGUCAACAAUACGCGGGAUAUUGUAGCUCGUCUUCCCAGGUUACUGUGUGGCAGUUUGGAGCCUGUUAAAGAAAAUUUAAAGAUGUGUGAAAUAGAGCUUGGCUUUAAAAGAAAUGAGAUCCAGCACAUAGUUCUUGCUGUGCCCAAAGUUCUGACUGCCAAUAAAAGAAAGCUGACCGAGAUAUUUGACUUCAUCCACAACACCAUGAAGGUACCCCACCACCUGAUCACCAGGUUCCCGCAGGUCCUCAACUCCAAGUACUUGCGCCUCAGAGAGCGCCACCUGUUCCUUGAGUACCUCGGAAAAGCUCAGUAUGAUCCAACCCUGCCCAGCUACAUCUCUCUAGACCGCUUUGUGUCUUUGCCAGAUGAGACUUUUUGCACUGAGCUGGCUUUGGCCACAUUGGAAGAUUUUUAUUUGUUCCAAAAGACACUUUAAUUUUUCACGAAGAACCACACCAGUUAUGAGCAGACAUUAACAUGGAGCAUCAAAAGUGUUUGAAAUGUAUUGUAAAUAUAUGUUAAAUAAUAAUGUUCACAAUGUG
Molecule: messenger RNA, 1520 nt
Organism: Archocentrus centrarchus (flier cichlid)
Lineage: Eukaryota; Metazoa; Chordata; Actinopteri; Cichliformes; Cichlidae
Gene: mterf3
Product: mitochondrial transcription termination factor 3
Exons: 8
Coding region: 140-1414 (424 amino acids)
Biological process (GO): mitochondrial transcription; regulation of DNA-templated transcription; mitochondrial ribosome assembly
Cellular component (GO): mitochondrion
Molecular function (GO): double-stranded DNA binding
Source: RefSeq, a predicted model, not a curated record